GUUCUGGAAGUCCCUUGCCAUCCAGGAAUGAGAAGUGUCUGUUUUUUUUAAGGCCCAUGUUGAUGAGCGUGGGCGACUUGAUCGGCGAUCUGCAGAAAGAGGACCCAGGAGCUACCGCCUCAGUUCUCUCUAAAGAUGGGGAGCGCAUUGCCAACAGCACGCUGAUCGAUGCCCUGCUGGACAAGGACUUUCAGCUUGUCAUCAACAAUGCAGUUUAUAAUAUCUGCGCUCCUGAAAGGGUGUGUGCAUCUGCUGAGCACGCUAUGGAGCUGGAGGACAUGAAACAUGUCGUGCACCUGCUGCACACGGCGCUCCACCAGCCCGAACACCAGCUGCUGAAGGAGAGGGAGCUCCUGGAGAAACUGGACAACCUCAAACAGGAGCUUUCUCCUCUGGAGAAGAUGAAGGCAGACCUGUCCGGUAAAGCAGACUUCCAGACAUCCAGGGCUCUGUAUGUUGGCCUGGCGCUGCUGUCCGUGCAGGGCGGCGCCCUGGCCUGGCUCACCUGGUGGGUCUAUUCGUGGGACGUCAUGGAGCCCGUCACGUAUUUCAUCACCUACUCGACCAGCAUGGCAGCUUUCGCCUACUAUAUCCUCACCAAACAGGAUUAUGUAUACCCAGACGCCCAGGACAGGCAGUUCCUGCGUUAUUUUUAUAAGGGGGCCAGGAAAAAGAGAUUCAACGUGGAAAAAUACAAUGAACUCAAAGACAAGCUGGCCCAGGUGGAGGAAGACCUGAGGCGUCUGAGAUAUCCAACCCAACUCCAGCUACCAAUUGAACAAAUCCAGCCAAAGCCAUAAAUGAAGCCAAGCCAUGAAUGAUGGUCCCUCAAACUUUAACAGAGGAAAAACAAAACUAAUUUUCCUGCUUUAUUUUGAUAAUAGCAUCUUUUUAUCUCAAAUCCAUGAAAUUGUUUUCUUUAAGUAUUAAUAAUGAUGCCAAUUAUAUAUCAAAAGAAAAAAAAAUAGAACAAAAAUUGACUGCUAAUGAAAUGAAAUGUUUCCCAAACCUCAUUUGAAUCUGGUGUCUUUCUGGUCUGAUUGUGUGAUUGUGAAGCGCUUUGAUUAAAUCUGCAUCGUGGCCGUUACAGGAUUAUUAAAUAAAGAAUGCAAACGCACUUUCUAA
This is a messenger RNA of Maylandia zebra (zebra mbuna), 1125 nucleotides long. The record is from RefSeq and is a predicted model, not a curated record. Lineage: Eukaryota; Metazoa; Chordata; Actinopteri; Cichliformes; Cichlidae.